This is a messenger RNA of Durusdinium trenchii, 3875 nucleotides long. The record is from the annotation of a GenBank genome assembly. Lineage: Eukaryota; Dinophyceae; Suessiales; Symbiodiniaceae.
AUGGAACGAUUGAGCCUUGCUCGUCCCUCAACACAACAUUUUCGCCAAAACACCUGCCCCCAUGGCGCAAUGGUGACUGAGAAGCGGCCUUUGCUGAAUCCUUCGCAGGGCGAGGCAGCAUCGGAGAAGCCGAAGGAUGGAGUGCAAUUGGGGAUCUACCUCUCCUGGGUGAAGACAGAGCUCGACAAUGAGAACGCCUGUUUAGAGCUGCCCUUCACCUUGCUGGUGUUGAUCUCCUUCUCGGUCUUUGCCUUGCUUCACCUGCGGCAACACGAGACCUACGUGGUAGAAGGCUUUUGGAAGCACGACAUAGAACAGAAUGCCAACUUUGCUUGGGCACAGAACUUCGGGCAUAAGUCAGUCUAUGACGUCAACUCAAUCCCGGACUUCUGGUCUUGGCUCCGUUUGGGUUUUCUGCCCCUGGCGGCGCGCCAAACCUGGCCAUUCUCGGAAGAUUGGCCUUCCAAUCUGUCGAAUGUCACGCUGCCGAGGAACUACACUCUGAACUAUGGACUCGAGUGGGAUGAGCCCUGGGGGCAGGCCAACUUGCCAGUCCGGGAUGAGGUGAAGGGCUUCAACCGGAUCGUGGCCGGCAUCAGGCUGCGGCAGGAGCGAGCGGAUGGGAGCUGGGAAAGUUGCAAGGUUCCACAGGCCGUGGCGCCUGAGAAGGUGAAAGCCUGGUUGGGGAAACCUUGCAUGCCGGCAGAUCCUUCCUACGAGCUCACACCAGAGGCAGGUCAUGCGGAGGUCUUCGGGGAACCCUCGCGGGUCGCCUGGCUUCUGACGCAACGGAAGAGCCUCGAGGAGCUACAGCUGAUGGUGCUGGAUAUGGAAGAUGGAUGUUCCGAUCCCAACUUGAAUGAGAGCGAGCCAUACGGCGCCUGCUGCCCCAGCUGCAGCGGCGGCGCCCAAACCGCGGAGGGCACCGCCCAGCGAGGCCCCUGGUUGGACGAGUACACCCAGCGUGUGGAGAUUGGUGUCGUCUCCUUCAACCAGAACUAUGGCUUAAUCUCCUUGGUCACCGUGAACUUUUUCCACAACCGCGCCGGCCUCUUUCAUAAGCUCAUCCAUGUGCAAUCUGCCUGGUCUCGUUGGCUGUUGGGCAACUUCAUCGACCAAGUGGUCAUUGUGAUGGUUGAUGUCAUUUGGGUCUCUUCCUUGCUCUUCAUGUUCAUCAGCGAGGUUCGAGAGCUGGUGGGUGUGAUCCGCUCGGCCAAGUACGGCAUCUACCAGGCGGUCUUCCAUGACUACCUCAACUUCUGGAAUGCCGUUGACUGGGUCUCCAUCAUUUGUGCCUACGCGGUGAUCGGCACCUACGUGCGUUUGAUCUCCGAGACCGGCUCCACGACCGGUACCAUGGGGCGCUACAUCCUCGAGGAUCAGAACGCUUUGACGACCUACCAGAGCGAGGUGUGGAGCGAACGGGUUUUCGCAUCAGUGCAGAGCGUGGUGCUGGCGGAAGCGGAUUUCCGCUUUACCUUGAUGUUCUACCCCAUCGUGGUGGUGGUGCGACUGUUGAAGUCCUUCGAUGCCCAGCCGCGCUUGGCGGUGGUCACCAAGACCAUCUACAACGCCUGGAAGGAUUUGCUCCACUUCUUCAUCGUCUUCUUCUGCGUCUACUUCUGCCUGGGCGUGAAUAGCGUGCUGGUCUUCGGGCAGGACAUGGAGAGCUUUGCCACCCUGGACCGUGGCCUGAUGAGCUCCUUCCGCGCGAUGUUCGGCGAUUGGGAUUGGCCUCAGAUGCAAACGAUCGGCAUUGGUCGGAUCGCGGCGGCCACUUGGAUGUGGCUCUUCCUGGUCGUGGUGGUGGUUUUGCUCCUCAACAUGAUGUUGGCCAUUCUCUUGGACUCCUACAGCGCAGUGAAGUCCCAGACCUCUUCCUUGGCCACACUGAACACUCAGAUCUCCGAGAUGCUCCGCCGUCGCCGCCAGUCGGCCAACGGCGAGCGCGUGGGGCUCGCCGAACUCUGGAAGGCAUACCUGGACAAGUUCGGGGACGAGCGACAGAUGCUGCAGAGCACUGAGAUGGUCACCGCCGAAGAGAUCAUGCAGCAGGUGGAGGGCAUCAAGGAGUCACAAGCGAAGCGAACCUUGGGCAACGCAAAGAAGAGUUGGGAGAAAAGUCAGGAGGCACCGUACACUCCGCAGAUCUACAUGGAACAGCUCAAGCUUUGCGGCGUCAGGCUCCGGCUCCUGCGAGGGAAGACCGGUGAGAUGCGAAAGGCCUUCGGAGUGGCAGAUCAUCAACACCUCGCGGAGGCCGUGGCCCAUCAGGAGACGACUAAUAUCGUCAUGCGCACUGUCCGAGAGAACGUGAAGUCCAUGAGCAAAGAGGUGGAGGAAGUCCUUCGAGAGGAGUGCAGCGCGUUUGAGGAUCGCCAAGAGGUAAUUUGUCACCAGCAGCGGGACUUCACCGAGGUGAUCCGUCAGACUAAGGAGCAGCUGACCACCUUGAAUGGAAGAAUCAAAGAGGUCACGCAGUACCUGCAGCAGAUCGCCGCCUCUCGGGAGAUCGUCCACAACGUUGAGCUGCAGACGGCCACGGUGAACCGCCUCAGGACUGGCAUGGAACUGAUUUGCUCCAAUGCCAUGAUGGCUGCGAACAAGCAAAGCCUCCAAGUGGAUCGGGUGGGCCCUGGAAAGUGCAAGAUGGGCUGCAGCCUACCGGUGGCCACAGGACCAACCUUUGUGCUUUGGGACUUGGAGUUUGGACGUGGUAUGCAGAGGAUGUGCGCGGGGCGAAGGCCUGGGAAUCGGAACUUUAAAGCUUUCCGGCUGGAAGUGAUGGAUGAGCACGGGGAGACCUUAGAGGACAUCCCAACGGCAGGCACGGAAGAUGCCACAAACUGGUGGGCCUGUGCGGAGCCGCCGCAGAGCUUAGACGACGUCCCCGAAGGCCUCCUCCAAUCUGCACCAUGGACAGAUCCUUACGGAAGGCCCUUUGUGACGGUCUGUGACCCCGAGCAUUUCUACUUCAGUGGCCUUGGUGCGGAGCGUGUCUGGGGCGCAGGAAUGGUGAUGGCCAACUACUUGAGCACUUGGGAGGCCAAUGGUCUGGAGGUCGUGGAGUUGGGUGCAGGCUGUGGAUUGCCUGGCUUGGUCCUGGCCCGCAACGGGGCCUCGGUGACCCUCACCGAUGUGCCGUGGCUGUUGCAGAUGCUCGAGUACAACGUGGCCGCGAACUUCUCUCGAAGCGAUCCGCUCCGGCCUUACGUGGCUCCUUUGCGGUGGGGCAACUCGGAAGAUGUGGCGCAGGUGCUCCAGGCCAUUGGCCGAGUACCUGAUCUCGUGAUGGGUGCGGACUUGGUGUACCGAGAGCGGGACUUCGACGCUUUGCUUGGAUGCAUCGAAAGCCUAGCGCCAAAAAGGACGCUUCUGGCGGUACAGCGCCGGGACAUUGCCUUAGAGGCCUUCAUGACACGUUUGAAGCACCGGGGAUGGUUUUUGUCCAGUCAGAACAUCGCGCCGCGAGUCUUCUUGUUGGAUGUCGCACCGACACUUGGCAGAGGCGAAGGCUUGAAAGGCGGUGAGGCGAAGAUCAAAGCGAAGCGCAAAGGGUUUUGUGUAGUCGCUAAGUGCGCUACUAGUAGCUAGAAGCUACUAGUAUGUAACAAGAGAGAGCUCUUGGAUGGAGAGGCUCGCUGGUGGCCACGUGAGCAGGUUCAAGGUAGGAAAGACUCCCGGAACCUCUCCAAACACCCAUCUUCUGCUACUCAGGCCCGAGAAGAAGUUUGGACGCAACCUUCAGGCGGAGAGCUCCGCACCGCGGAGUUAGGCAAGACUUGGCCCUUUUUCAAGUGACGCAAAGCUGUACAGGUAAAUUCACUUGCAGGUGGGCACAGCGAAUUGCGCCAGUGCUGAGAAAGAAGAACAGG